AUGGGGGGCAGAAUUGAGAAAAAAUAUGAGGUCCUGGAGGAUAUACUUGCUGGAGUUGUGAUGCCGAGAGAUCUGCCACUAGCACUUCUAGAGGAUAUCACGGAUCAUUUCUCAGAUAAAAGAAUAAUUGGCGAGGGGGGAUUCGCAAUGGUUUACAAGGGUGUCCUCGGAAACAAGAAUGUUGCUGUGAAGAAGAUUUCUGUGAACAAAGACACAGUCAGUGAGAAGUUAUUUCAUCGUGAGGUUGCUAGCCUGAUGAAGAUAGAAAAACAUCAAAACUUAGUCCGGUUUCUGGGCUUCUGUUCUAAUAAAGCUCGUGCCGUGGAAGAACAGACAGGAUCAGAAGAACCAAUUUACUUUCAAAUUAUGGAUAUAUUACUCUGUUUCGAGUACAUCAGCAACGGAAGCCUUGAUAAACAUAUUACCGAUGAACUUCGUGGACUCACAUGGGAUACACGUUUUGAUAUAAUCAGAGGAAUUUUUGAGGGUAUGCGUUAUCUUCAUGAGGAUAAAUCUAUCAUUCAUAUGGAUCUGAAACCAGCAAACAUACUACUUGAUGAUCAUAUGAUACCAAAAAUUACGGAUUUUGGUCAGUCAAGAUUCGCUGAAAACACACAUACUAAGGAAAUUUUUAUAACACGAAAAUAUGGCGCUCCAGAAUACCUGAAAGAUGGCAGAACGUCAAAAAAGGCUGAUAUAUAUAGUUUGGGUGUUGUUAUUCGAGAACUGGUGACAGGAAGUGAGGACAGUCGAGAUACAGCCCAUGUACUUCGAAGGUGGACACACAGGUGGCAUAAACAGCAGACACAACACCAAUACCAACAAGUAAUUAAAUGCAUGGAAAUAGCGGUACGCUGCAGUGAACAUGAACCAGAAAAUAGGCCUUCUAUCAGUGAUAUAAUCCGCGGUCUAAGCGAAAUAGAAAGUACAAAUGGGCCCAUUGACCAGAUGAGCCUAUAUCAGUAUGAUGACAUGCUUGGGAUUGAGCCACUCGAGCUAUGUUUCUCUUUGGAACAUAUAUCGUGCUUAGUUGAGCUAACCAACGAGACAACUAAUUCCAUCGCCUUCAACAUCGGAAGGCCAAGCAAACAGUACAGCACUCAGCCUGACAAAGGCAUUGUGCCGCCAGGAUGCAAGCGCGAUGUGAAGAUAACACUGCAACCACAUGAGAGUGCAACACAAGUUACGAGUUCUGAUAAGCUCGUCGUAAAGAGCACACAAGUGAGUGUGGGUGUAGCAGAUCAUAAUAUUACUUCUGACAUGUUCAUAACCAAGGGUGGCAAAAACGUGGUUGAUGAAGUCAAUUUGAUGGUUCUAUAUCAGCCCAAGACAAUUAAUCUGCAAGAAGAGGCAGUCCCUGAGGACAUUGAGUCUAGUAGCCGUAAUAAGAAAAUACGUAGGUUAAGUACACCACAACUAUUGUACUUCGACCCAGUUGAAAGCAUUCCACGGAAUCUAGCCACCGGCUUGAUGAGCGACCAAACCGUGGAUCUCGCAACAGGAGCCAUCGGAAGCCUGCUUGCCAAGCUGAGUGAGCUCCUCAACAUGUACAAUCUGGAGGCGAGCAUUAGGAGCGAUGUGGAUUGUGUCAUACAUGAGCUAAGAGUCAUGCGCGCUGACCUCUGCAAUAUUUCAGAGGUGCAGUGGGACAACAACAAUGAGAAUAUCAAGUUAGCCAAACUUUGGGCUGGCGAAGUUAGGGAAUUGUCAUAUAACAUAGAAGAUGUCGUCGAUGGCUUCCUGAUACACACCAAGGGCUCAGAACCCGCCACCCGUAUUGGAGGGUUGAUAGAGUCCAUAAAAAGGAUAAUGGGCCUGUUCAUGUCGGGAAGUUCGACCAGUCACCAGAUUGGUGGCGCGAUCAAAGACAUCAAGAACAAAGUCCAGCAUCAGUCUAGCUGGAAGGGAAAGUACAAGGUCGAAGAGGUCAAAAAGGUUGCAAAUACAGUUUCCACAAUCAAUGCCCAUUAUCUAUCAGCUUUGGUGAAAGAUCGCGACAAACUCUUUGGCAUCGACGAUGCAAUAAACGACCUCACCAAGAGGUUAAGAGGUGCAGAUGGCAAUGGGGAGAUGUAUGGGCUCAAGAUACACUCCAUUUUUGGUAUUGGAGGACUGGGCAAGACCACACUUGCCAGAGCUGUGUAUAAUCAGCUCAAAGGGUCCUUCCGUUUGACUGCUUUUGUUUCACUGGGUCGGAAUCCCGAUGUGAAGAAACUCUUCUACGACAUUCUAUUUGAACUUGACGAACCAAGGCAUACAAAAUUGAAGCCAGCAAAUUUGGAUGAAAGCCAGCUUAUACGUGUACUCACAGACCUGCUCAAGAACAACAGGUACGCACCACCUACCCUGUUCAAGUUGAUGUACACUAAUCAUAUUAAAUUUUAG
Molecule: messenger RNA, 2385 nt
Organism: Triticum turgidum subsp. durum (durum wheat)
Lineage: Eukaryota; Viridiplantae; Streptophyta; Magnoliopsida; Poales; Poaceae
Source: the annotation of a GenBank genome assembly